GUUUUGUCCGCCAAAUCGACAAGAAGCAUCUCUGUCGACGUAGUCCGGCGGGCAGCCGCACAUGCACGCGCGUGUACACCCAGUCCAGUGACUCCUUCGCUCCACCGACGACCAUCCGUGACAAGUUUCCUACAGCUGCAGAGUGUCUCCCCCAUGGGCUCAUUGUCCACGAGACAGGAUCAUGUUAACCCGGGGGUGCUAGCCCAUGGCAGCUCGUGACGACGGCGCUCCCCUCUUAUAUGUGGCUCCCCGUCUCUGAUUUCGCGUCUCACUCCGAGCGUGCCCUCAAGCCCCCCGGCAUCUCCUUCCAAGUCGCCGGCGACGCUCCGGAGCUCCAUCCGGCGUGCCGCCGGUGAGCCCGAGCGGCAACGUCGCCCUCCCGAGCACGCUCGGCUCAGUCCCAACCGGCGCUCCUUCCCCGCCAUGGACGGACACCCCAAGCUGUCCGGCGAGACCCUGAUUGUGCACCACAUCCCCCUGGUGCACUGCCAGGUGUCGGGACGGCGGCAGGGGCUCUGCGGCGUUGGGGGGGGCAACCCGUUUAGCCCCCCGGAGAACUUGGGCCUGAGUCGCACCACCUCGCUCCCGGAGAGGGACAUCCUCCAGAGGGAGGGGCUGCUCUACAGCAGCCUGGUGCAGAGCCGCGCCCGCGACGGGGGUCCCCGGAGGAAGGGCGGCGGUGGCGGCAGCACGGCCAGCGACGACUCCUCUUUCGCCUCCAGCAUCUCCGACGAGCAACCGAUGGCGGCUCACACGUUGCCCCGAGUCAAAACCAGGAGCCGCCACCCUCUACGUCGGAACCCGUUUCUGAUCAAGACCGACGACGACGACGACGAGUACGAGGACGACGAGUACGACGACGACCUGAGCGGAUACCGCGAGGACUCCUCCUUCCACCUCCACGGCCGCACCGACGGCGCCGCGCCGCCCUUGCGCCCGCGCGACCUCGAUCGGAACCGCGCGACCCGAGAUCCGGACCCGCCGCGGCGGCUCGGCAGCGGCGGCUCCAACAUGUCGGUGGACGGCGGCGAGCACGAUUGGGAGGACGACGAAGACGGAGAUCACCCCAUGCCGUGCGGGCGGGGCGGCGAGACGGGCCGCGACUCCUCCGGCUUCUCGACGCGGCCCUGCUCCUGCUGCGCCCCGACCCGGAGCCUGUGCCGGGACCUGCCCCGGGACCUCCCCGACGCCUUCCCCGAGUGCCCGCGGGGCUACAGCAGCGACUCGUCGUGCAACAGUUCGGACGGCGUGCUGGUCAACUUCAGCGCCAUUUACGACAAGAUGAACGACGGCGUCCCCGAGAAGGCGGGCAAUCUGAACGGCCCCGCCGAGCGGCCCCCGCCGGAUGACCGACAGGACCCAACGAGCGGCGCCUUCUACUUGGACCUCCUCACGUCGCCGGCCGAGCCUCCGCCGUCCGCCUUCUCCGCUUGCUCCUGCUCGGCCGAGCACCGGGCCGGCCCGCAGCUGGACGCCAACUGCAACUCUUACUGCGCGCCGCCCUGCGGGUCGGCGGGGGGGGCCGUCUCUUGCCUGCAGAGUCAAGCCCGCCUGGUGGUGGCCACUCAGAAUUACUACAAGCUGGUCACCUGCGACCUGUGGUCUCAGUCCUCGCCCAGCCCCGCCGGCUCGUCGGUCCACAGCGGCUCCGAGGAGCAGAGCGGGGCGAGCCCCCCCAGCCCCACGCGGCCCAGCGAGUACUUCCUGUUCCGGCAGAGGGACAACCAGGAAGUGGAAGAUGAAGAGGAGGACGAAAAGACCGUGACGCCGCCCGGAAACAUCCGCACGAAAGAUGAUGAUGAUGAGGAUGCUGAGGAUGAAGAGGAGGAGGCGCUGGAGGAGCCAGACGCUCCCCCCGUCCUGCUCCAAGGCCAAGUGUACGUCAACGCCUCGCCCCCGCCGAUCGAGCGGGACGCCCCGGAGGCCCCCGCCCCCGGCCGUCCGCGCUCUCGCAGCUACGACCGCCACCUGGACAAGUCGCCGGCGCGGCGCCUGGGCUCUCUGGAGCGCAUGCUGAGCUGCCCGGUGCGCCUCAGCGAAGGGGGCGGAGCCCUGGCCCCUCCGCCGCCGCCGCCCCCGCCCCGCGUCACCUCCUUCGCCGAGAUUGCCCGCAGCAAGCGGCGGCACGGCGGCUCGCCGUCCCUCAAGGCGGAUCCCUUUUCCUCCACCGAGUUCUCGCCCGGGCGGGAGGGUGCGGUGGCCGGGGCCCCCCAUGCGGCCUGUUGCGCCCGAGACGCCGCCAGUGAGGCCAACGCUGAAGGCGGCCCCUCGAGCUGCUCUGACGUCCCUCCGGCCGUGAUGCGCUACAGCAAAGAGCGGCGCCCCACCUCCCUCCCCAUCCAGCCCUUCACCUUCCACCACCAGCUGGCCUCCAAGCCCCCCCAGCCCAAGCCUCCGCAGCCCCUGCUGACCGGCUACGUGCCCGGCAUGCGGGUCGGCUCCGGCUCCGGCUCCGGCUCCGGCUCCGGCGGCGCUGACGAUGACGAGGACGCCGCUGAGAACGAGCAGCAUCGGGGGGGCCUAACCAGAUGCGCAGCUCCCCCCGGGCCCGUCCGGCCGUCGCCCCUCGGGAGUUACUCGCCGCCGCGCCUUCAGGAGGGAGCCGCCAGCUCCGGGACCUGCUCCACGUGCAGUCCGACUCCGCCCCCCGAGCUCUCCCGCCGCCCGCACAGGGGGCCGCCGCCCCGCACCCCUCCCCCCGCCGGCCUGGCCGCCAAGAGGGGAGCGGUGCCCCCCACCCUGCCGCCCAUGCACCGGGACACUCUCAGCCCCCUGGGCUGCCCGGAGGCCGAGAGCGUCGCGGAUGGAAGCAAAGCUGUCCGGAUGCACAACGCACACCGCCUUUCCCCCCAGGCAUUGAAGUGGCGAGAAUACCGACGUCAGAACCCUCUCGGCGGCGAGAGAGCGCCUAGCGUCUCCUCCUCGGAUUGGCGGCGUCCUCCCCGACGCAACGUCUUCAAUUUCCCUCCCCGCGGCCAGCCGACGGGACGCCAUCAUGUCAAGCAGCCGCCGCAAAGUUACGGCGACUUCCUGCCGGAUUACUUCUCUGUGAGCGAGAGGCCGCCGGAGGAGUUUUGCCUUUCGCCGGACGCCUCCGCUGCUUCGUCCUUCUCGUCCCAGUUGCAGAUCUCCGUCGAUAUGACGCACAAGAGAGGUUUGGUGAAGGCGGUCAACACGGCCGUCGACCUGAUCGUGGCUCACUUUGGCACAAGUCGAGACCCCGACGUCAAAGCCAAGCUCGGCAACAGCUGGGUGAGCCCCAACGUGGGUCACCUGAUCCUCAAGUACUUGUGCCCGGCGCUGCGCGAGGUGCUGCAGGACGGCCUCAAGGCCUACGUGCUGGACCUGAUCAUCGGCCAGCGCCGCUGUCAUCCCUGGAGCCUGGCGGAGGCCUCGGCGCAGCUGGGCCCGUCCACGCGCGUCCUCCACAAACUGCUGAGGAAGGUGAGCCAGUUCUCGGAGCUGACGAGCCACAGCAUGAGACUCAACGCCUUCAUCUUCGGCCUUCUCAACAUCAAGUCGUUGGAGUUUUGGCUCAACCACCUCCUGAGCCACGAAGACAUCAUCGGCGCCCACUACAACGCCUGGGGCCUGGUCCCGCUGGCCCAGGGUGCGUGUCGGCAUCUGUUCAGCGAGCUCCUCCUGUUGCUGCAGCCCCUCUCGCUCCUCCCGUUUGACCUGGACCUCCUGUUCGAACCCCGACUCUUGGCCACGGGGCUGGAGCAGCAGAGGCGACGUAAGGAGCUGCUCUCCUCGGCGGGACAGUCCGGCGCCCGCUCCACCCUGCAGCUGAUGCGGGGCUGGGGCGCCGCCGUCGGCGACAUGGUCAGCGGGAAGGAGAGGGCGGCGCCCAGGCAAGGCGGCGCCUGGCCCGGGACGGAAGCCCCCAGAUGGGAAAGUGCCCCGAUGGGGGGCGAUAACGGGUCCGAGGACCGAGGCGCAGGUGGCCAGAGGAUGAAGGGGGUAGGGCGAGAAAGCGAGGAAACGGAUGUCGGGAACGACCCCGCAGCGACGGACGCGGGGCGGCAGCGUCAAGACCGCCAGGCCGGAUGGUGGUACCAGCUCAUGCGGUCCUCCCAAGUCUACAUCGACCGGUCCGCGCAGGGUUCCAAGUUUGCCAGGACGGACAAGCGCAGGACGUCGGCGGAGCGCCGCCCCUGCCGCCCGCCGCCCGCCCGGGAGGGCGUGGUGGAGGGCGCCGAGUCCGGAUCCGCGGGGCCGCCCUCCUGGAUGGGUAGCCCGCCCGAGUCCAUCCUCAACCAGGAGGCGAUAGCGGGCGGCGGACCGGCCGCCGAAGUCCGGCUGGAGAGCGCCACCCGGGACCGGGGGCUGCGCUGGGGGCGGCUCUUUGGAGCCGGCGUCGGCUCUCCCGCCAAGACGGACGGCGGGGAAGCUCACAAGAGCAGGCUGCCGUCGGGCUGGCUUGGCCUGGACUCAUCAGUUUUGGGCCUCAUGGCCCAGACCGUCGGUGCCGGAGGUGGGCAAAAGGAAGAGUCCGUGGCUGCCGACGACCCAACUGGGGCAGUCUCGCCCAACGACACCCGACCCAGUGAGACGAGACUCUCGACAUGCGAAGUGCGAGCGCUGUGCCACCACAUCGCCACGGAGGCGGGCCAGCUCAGCUUCAACAAGGGCGACGUCCUGCGAGUGCUGAGCAAGGCCGAUCCCGACUGGUUGCUCUGUUCUGUCGGCGCCGCUCGGGGCCUGGUGCCCAUCGUCUACGUCUCCCUCUGCGGCACGGGAGAGAGCCGGGCCGGCGGCGGCGGCCAAGAUGGGGCCGGCCGGGGCGUCGGCUCGAAUGAUAGCUGCGGCGCUGCUGGGAGUUCCAGCGGCGGUUAUGAAUGUUGAUCUCGGAAGUCCCUCCAGAGGAAAUAAGAAGCGGUCUCCAUUGACACACGUGAGCAUGCAAACAUCCGUAACCCAAAGACACCCGCACACCAACUGGACCCGUCAUCGUGCCCACCAAUAUUAUUAUUAUUAUUAUUAUUAAUAUGGUGAAUACAAAUACAUCAGGUAGUUACUUCCGUGUGUUUGUGAAAGUGGGAUGGGCCAUCAUGUGAUGUCACAGACUGAGGCUGCUAUACUCCGAUUCUCCACUAGAGGACAGCAAAGGAAUGGGCAUCAAAUGUGCGGUUGUCAAUUAAUCGUGUCUUCAAUCAUAAAAGUCAAAUGAAUAUGAAUGCUCAUGGCUCCAUCAAGGGAACGUAGUACUUCCUGUCACGUCACUGGAGUUAGCCCAAGUAGCUUAGCAUGCUACGCUAAAACCAUCCUGUGGCGGGCUGCGGCGGUAGUUGCUUGCUGACGAUUCCUCGAGUGUUUGAAUGUGUUUUGAUUUGUUUUUGUCAGCGAUAGUUAGCAUACAGGCUAAUAAAGGUUAGCGCUUUGGUGACAAAGUGCUCCGGAGGAACAGCUAACAUCAAAAUGAUGCAGAGGAAAGUUCAUAGUAUGUUAGCAACAUUAGCUUACCUGUUUGUGUUUACACUUGACUGAAGGAGCCGACGUUUGAAAAUUAAGAACGUAAACAAAAUGGGAUGCAUCAGCCAUCAUGAACGAGGGUAUUUGUACGCCUGUAAAAUGCUGGCACGUUACCAUGAAACAUUGCGCAGUUGAGCGUUUCACCUAGGAUCAGAUCAUUUAUGUAUCAACGUUAGAUUUUCUCCUGGAUUUCCACCUCUCGGCUCCCAACCGGUUGUCACAGGAACGUCUCAAAUUCAUUUUUAGCAAGCUAGCAUCCAAGAAAAACAGAAGGGAAUUUUGCACUGUUUGGACACUUUAUCGAGAAGGUUAGCUUAUUUGCUUGCUUUUCUUGUACAGUUGAAGCUAUUUAAUAAUGCCACCGGUAUUCAAGUGUAAAUAUGUUAUUAUCCAGGAAGCGUAAGAAGGCGACACUCGUCGGUGAUUGGUCGCUCUGUCUUGGCCCCGCCUACCCUGCCUGUAAAUACUGUAUCUUCAUCAUCUUCUUGUGUAUGUAUAAUGCUAAUCGGCUAAUGUGGCUAACUAAAGUGUGACCACGUGA
Molecule: messenger RNA, 6016 nt
Organism: Hippocampus zosterae (dwarf seahorse)
Lineage: Eukaryota; Metazoa; Chordata; Actinopteri; Syngnathiformes; Syngnathidae
Gene: rusc2
Product: RUN and SH3 domain containing 2
Exons: 14
Coding region: 424-4848 (1474 amino acids)
Cellular component (GO): cytoplasmic vesicle
Molecular function (GO): protein binding
Source: RefSeq, a predicted model, not a curated record